CAAAAAAACUGACACGUUUCCUUGAGUUUUAAAAUUUAGUUUCCGCAUUUAAACUAGCUUUUCGGUAGUAAUCCGGCUCCUGUAGCAGUAUUGUAGUGUUCUUGGUUGUUCCCCGUUUUAGGAACGCUUUAGUUUAGCUACCAACAUGAGCCGGAAAGUGUUUUGCGACGCGAAAGUGGAGGAGUACCUUCUAGCACUGGGCCAGAAAGGAAAACCCUGCGUGGGCCUGCUGAUCGGACAACCUACGCUACAGCAAACGGAUUACAUCGUACACGCCAACGGGCUGAAGGAGCAGGACCCUGAUUCGGAUGCCGGAACACAGGAUCUACCGGCGGCGGAUGUGGUGUCGCAGCACGCACUCGUGGAAACCAGAAUGUUGCCGGGCGGAAUGUAUGUCCUCGGUUUGUUCAUCGUCCAUCCGAAGAACAUCUUCGAAGACAACGCACUGCUGCAGCGAGUGAAGCUCAUGCUGCUCAACAUGAAAGCUUCCUUCGACGCGAACCCCCUCCUGAUGGGCUACUGUGAUGAGCUGACCAACGGUGGACGGAUCGUACUUCACAUUCCAACGAAAGGCAACCAGCUGAAGAGCAAAGUGAUUUCGCUGGCAACGGAAACCCCUACGGUUAGUUCGUGUGAUUGGAAGCGGGGCGAUAAAACGACCAACUGGCACCAGUUCAGCACGUACUUCGACACGGACGAUGUGUGUCCGUUAUGGCGGAAAACCGGCAAAGAGCAGCAGUACGAAACGGAAGCGAAUCUGACCGAGUGUGCCAAGACGAUCAACGAGCAGUUGGCAGACGCAAAGAUACUGUUCAACGGUGAGCUGAUGCCGGGCAAAGAAGAUGUUCGGCAACUGCUUAAGGGUGGUAACAAAGAAGGCAAAACGCAAGUUCGCAUUUACGUUCCAUCGCCAACUACUAUUCCAGACCAAGAAGCAACGAUAGAACAGCUGAGCGGAGCACUGAAGUUCGAUGGCAUCGUUAGCUCGAAGGUGUACGUGCACGAUCAGUGCAGCUUUCGUGAGCUGGAGCGCUUCAUCAAGUCGGACAUCGUACGGUCGCUUAUGGCACGCAUUCAGAUUCACUGUGAUUCGUUAGUGCAGUCGGAUGGCGAUCCACUGGAUAAGAUAACGCUCAACGAGCUGCCCCGUAGGCUCUACUUCCCGAUACAACCCAGUGUACCCGGAUGCCCACAGUUUAGCGACUAUCUGUUCCCGGACGAAGAGACUGAAACGGCCCUGGGGCAGAUCCAAGAUGUGUUGGAUCUGGAGCUCGAUCCGGAACAUAUCGAUGCGACGGUUGAAGUGGUACCGGCCGUGAAGGAAGAGGAGCGCCACGAUGCGAAGGAAUGUGGAUCGGUGAGCGAAACCGAUGGCGAGGUGAAGCUUAAUAAUCCGAUGGUGACCACCGUCGUGGGCGCCGUGGUACUGUUGAUCGCUUUGGUGGCGUACUUUUUGUUGAAAUAAACUCAACUUUUACUGUCCGGAGGAGGACACAUUGAUUAUUA
Messenger RNA from Anopheles aquasalis, 1506 nucleotides. Its product is annotated as protein odr-4 homolog. Lineage: Eukaryota; Metazoa; Arthropoda; Insecta; Diptera; Culicidae. Gene Ontology annotation, cellular component: endomembrane system. Gene Ontology annotation, biological process: intracellular protein localization. The record is from RefSeq and is a predicted model, not a curated record.